UAAAUCACGGAAUACAUGAACCGGUUGACAGUGGAACUCCAAAUAAAAAACAAAUAUCAAUAUUAAGUUAGUAUGGCAGAGAGGAAGCCACAAAGCUGUUCAUUCAGAGGAUUCUUCUGUUGUACCGUGUAAAUCAGCUUGCACAUUUUACGUUUUCGGUUCGUAUGCAGUGAUAAAAUGGAUGCAAUAUCAUAUACGCGUGACUUUUCGUUAUAAUGCAUUAGAACACGAUACGCCAGAACAAUCUAUUCCCAGGAAUAAUGCUGCCCUCCAAAUAUAUUACUUUAAAAAACGGUAGAAAUAUAGUUAACACAAUGUCCUCACUAUAUUCACAACAAAACCAUAAAGACAUGAUAUUGCAAUAUCUAACUGGAAGGUACGAAGGUGUUGCGGUGCUGGGUUUUAACAGGCCCGAGCAGAAAAACGCGCUUAGUGUUAAUUUAGUGCGCGAACUAAGUAAAGCUAUCGAUAAAAUAAAUUACGAAAAUGUCGCUCGAGUUGUGAUCUUGAGAAGUGUGGUGCCCAAAAUAUUUUGCGCAGGCGCCGAUUUGAAAGAAAGAGCUACGAUGACACCAAAAGAAGUGGCGGAUUUUGUCACCAAUAUUCGUUUCGUUAUAAGCAAGAUUCAAAAUGUACCCGUGCCAGUUUUGGCAGCUCUCGAUGGUGUCGCAGUGGGAGGAGGUUUAGAAAUGUCUCUGAGUUGCGACAUAAGGGUAGCCUCCGAAGAUGCAAAAAUGGGGCUUGUAGAGACAAAGCUAGCCAUUAUACCCGGCGGGGGCGGGACCCAAAGAUUGCCGAGGUUAAUAAAUCCCUCCGUUGCUAAAGAACUCAUCUUUACGUCUAAAAUUGUAGACGGCACUGCGGCACGCGAUUUGGGGAUCGUAAAUCAUGUGGUCGAGCAAACGGACAAAGGGGACGGUGCUUAUCAAAAAUGCCUCGAUAUUUCCGAAGAUAUUCUCUCGUGCGGCCCAUUGGCAACCAGAAUGGCAAAGCAGGCUAUUAACAAGGGGAUAGAAGUUGAUUUGAAUACCGGUUUGGCCAUAGAAGAAGCUUGUUACGCUCAAAUCAUACCAACAAAAGAUCGCUUGGAAGGGCUGCAGGCCUUUAAAGAAAAGAGGAAACCUAAAUAUCAGGGUCACUAGGCUCCCUGAUAAUAAAAUGGUAUAUAUUUUAUUAGGCCUUUGUUUUUGUUAGUGGGGAAAUAAAACUUUGAGUUUAAAAAAUGUCGU
Molecule: messenger RNA, 1229 nt
Organism: Cylas formicarius (sweet potato weevil)
Lineage: Eukaryota; Metazoa; Arthropoda; Insecta; Coleoptera; Brentidae
Product: methylglutaconyl-CoA hydratase, mitochondrial
Exons: 4
Coding region: 261-1142 (293 amino acids)
Biological process (GO): fatty acid beta-oxidation
Cellular component (GO): mitochondrion
Molecular function (GO): enoyl-CoA hydratase activity
Source: RefSeq, a predicted model, not a curated record